Molecule: messenger RNA, 759 nt
Organism: Macrosiphum euphorbiae (potato aphid)
Lineage: Eukaryota; Metazoa; Arthropoda; Insecta; Hemiptera; Aphididae
Source: the annotation of a GenBank genome assembly
AUGCCAAAACCAAGUUCCGAACAGUGGCGUGAUGUAGCAGACAAAUUUUUUACAAAAACCCAAUUUCCCAACUGCGUGGGAGCUGUUGACGGAAAGCAUAUACGAUGCGUCAAUCCUAAAAACUCGGGAUCAAUUUAUUUUAAUUAUAAGAAAUUUUUCUCGAUAGUUCUAAUGGCAGUAGUGGACGCAGAAUACUGCUUUAUAUCUAUCGACGUAGGUGCAUAUGGACGAGAAGCUGAUUCCACUGUUUUUAAAGAAUGUCCCUUCGGUAAACUUUUAUAUUCGGAACAACUUGGCUUACCGGCACCGGUUUGUUUGCCAAAUACCAGUGACAACCCUCAGCCAUAUGUAGUAAUUGGAGAUGAAGCAUUUGGUCUACAUAAAAAUUUAUUAAGACCUUUUCCGGGACGUGGUAUUGAUCGAAGAAAAAGGAUUUUUAACUAUAGGUUGUCAAGAGCAAGAAGGUAUGUAGAGUGUUCUUUUGGCAUACUGGCAAAUAAAUGGCGAGUUUUACAUACAGCAAUAAAUGUAGAACCGGAUUUUGCCGAUAUUAUUGUUAAAGCUUGUUGUAUACUUCACAAUUUUGUCAGAAGGAGAGACGGUGUCAAUUUUGAAGAUACGCUAAGCAAUAGCUUAGAUAAUUUAGAAGUACAUCAGAAUGAUACUGGAGGUCGUUCACAAGGCAAAGAUGUGAGGGACUAUUUUGCAAAUUAUUUUUUAGAGGCUGGAUCUGUUCCAUUUCAAUAUAGAUUUGUAUAA